AUGUCGAUGGACUUUUCUGCCUUGGCUCAGCAAUUCACUGAAUUCUAUUACAACCAGUUUGACACCGACCGCAGCCAACUGGGGAACCUCUACCGGGACCAGUCAAUGCUCACGUUUGAGACCUCGCAACUACAGGGGGCGAAGGACAUCGUGGAGAAGCUUGUUUCGCUGCCAUUCCAGAAGGUGCAGCACCGGAUUACCACGUUGGACGCGCAGCCCGCGUCUCCCAACGGGGACGUGCUUGUGAUGAUCACCGGCGACUUGCUGAUCGACGACGAACAGAACGCACAGCGGUUUUCGCAGGUCUUCCACCUGAUGCCGGAGGGCAAUUCGUACUAUGUGUUCAACGACAUCUUCCGUCUUAACUACUCAGCGUGA
Molecule: messenger RNA, 378 nt
Organism: Eremothecium gossypii ATCC 10895
Lineage: Eukaryota; Fungi; Ascomycota; Saccharomycetes; Saccharomycetales; Saccharomycetaceae
Gene: NTF2
Product: Ran GTPase-binding protein NTF2
Exons: 1
Coding region: 1-378 (125 amino acids)
Biological process (GO): protein import into nucleus
Cellular component (GO): nuclear pore central transport channel
Source: RefSeq, marked provisional